GGCGCGUAGAGAGGCGUCUCGGAGCACCCGGAUUGGGGCAAGAUGGCGGCCUCGUGGUGACCAGCUGUCAAGGGAUGAAAAUAGGUUCUUGAUUCACCAUGGCACUAGCAGCAGUAAAAUGGGCCAUAUCAAACAGAACUAUUUUGAAACAUUUAUUUCCAAUUCAAAAUGGAGCUUUAUAUUGUAUUUGUCGUAAGUCUACAUAUUCUUCUCUUCCAGAUGACUAUAAUUGCAAAGUAGAGCUUGCUUUGACAUCUGACAACAGGACAAUAGUAUGCUACCACCCAUCUGUGGACAUUCCAUAUGAACACACAAAACCUAUCCCUCGACCAGACCCUGUACAUAAUAAUGAAGAAACACAUGAUCAAGUGCUAAAAACCAGAUUAGAAGAAAAAGGUGAACACUUUGAGCAAGGACCCAUGAUAGAACAACUUAGCAAAAUGUUCUUUACUACUAAGCACCGUUGGUAUCCUCGUGGACAUUUUAAGAAGCAAAAUGCCAAGAAGAAAACCAAGUAGACCCUGUACCUGGGAUAAGGUCAUACAUACAUGGAAAGAUUCCAGUCAGGAAGACAUGCUGGAAACUAUUAUGACUGUCCAGAUGAAAAAUGAAAGGAUCAGCAGAAGAAAUAGAAAAGGGAAAUAUAAAAGUAGAGACUGUGUUUAAUAGGCAGUAGAGGUAACCUGCCUGGGUAUUAAUGGGAAGACAUAUGAAGCUCCUCAAGUUUCUAACAGGUGUUUGGGUGGAUGGUGUUGUUCAUGCAAGUGGGGAAACAGGUUUGGGAGUAAGGUAAGUGAAUCUAUUGUUGGUUAUUUUGAGUCCGAAGAUGUGUGAAUCAUCUGGUGGGAUGCAGUUCUGAAAGCAGGUAGGUAAUUGGAUCUGGAACUCGAUUGUUUUCCUUUAGAAGGUUAUUUCUCCCUUAAUUAUAAAAGAGAUUACUCAGAGGUCGGCUUCACAGUCCAUACAUCACAUUCAGAAUUUCAUUCUGAGACUUUAUUUUUUAAAUUUUUUUUUGAACUUUGUAUUUAUUUUUGUGUUACCUCAAUAAUUUCUUUUCUCUAUAUAUACAGA
Molecule: messenger RNA, 1071 nt
Organism: Talpa occidentalis (Iberian mole)
Lineage: Eukaryota; Metazoa; Chordata; Mammalia; Eulipotyphla; Talpidae
Gene: MRPL42
Product: mitochondrial ribosomal protein L42
Exons: 6
Coding region: 99-518 (139 amino acids)
Cellular component (GO): mitochondrial large ribosomal subunit
Source: RefSeq, a predicted model, not a curated record